AUGGAGGAGUUCAAUGAAAUCGACAAAUCAUGGAUGAGAGUGGGCCAAAGUUCAGCCAAGGCAGCCUAUCAGCAGUUAGCACUACCAUUGGAUCCUGCUUUGUAUUCUGAUAUCUUGAAGAAUACUUUAAUGGAUUUUAUUGUUAUUCGUUUAUUGGCUAGUGAGGUGGGACGGCGUUGGGAAGUUCCAGGUUUGAGAGUAGGAGAAGGCGCAGCAGUGGAGUCAGUCUUUGCGACAGCAGAGUUUGGUUUCAGAGCAUUGACAGUAGCUGGUGCAGGUUUAACAGGGGUGGUUUGUACGGUAUGA
Molecule: messenger RNA, 306 nt
Organism: Heterostelium album PN500
Lineage: Eukaryota; Evosea; Eumycetozoa; Acytosteliales; Acytosteliaceae
Exons: 4
Coding region: 1-306 (101 amino acids)
Source: RefSeq, a predicted model, not a curated record